Arabidopsis lyrata subsp. lyrata is the source of this 1316-nucleotide messenger RNA. Its product is annotated as F-box/kelch-repeat protein At2g43270. Lineage: Eukaryota; Viridiplantae; Streptophyta; Magnoliopsida; Brassicales; Brassicaceae. The record is from RefSeq and is a predicted model, not a curated record. The transcript has 2 exons. Gene Ontology annotation, molecular function: protein binding. Bases 48 to 1265 code for a protein of 405 amino acids.
AAUAAUUUAAAUCCUACCAAAGACGAGAAAAAAAUAAUCCUAAUCCCAUGAACGACCUAGUAGUUCCCGCCGAUCUAGUGGAAGAAAUUUGUCUCCGAUUGCCCUUGAAAUCGCUCCUCAAAUUUAAAACUGUCUCAAAACAAUGGAGAUCAAUACUGGUGUCGAGGAGUUUCGCGAAGAGGAGGCGUAUGAUUAUGAAUACUGUUCUAAAUAAGCCGCAAAUCCUGGCGGCGGCCGGAAAUCACCGGACCGUGGGGCGAUUAAAUGACGACGAAGAAGAGGUCGAGAUGUUCUAUUUACACUGCGAUGCAGCCGCCACACGACCCUCGUUGACAUGUGACGGUCUUGUUUGCAUCCCUCUACCAGGUUGGAUCAACGUUUUGAAUCCUUCCACCGGAGAGUUACUCAGCUUCCCUUCCGGUCCAGAUCCAGUUAAAACCGACCGCUAUGAUCGCCUCUAUUCCGACGAUUCUUGGUUCGACAUUUUCCCUGGAUAUUGGGCAAUGGGAUUCGGUAGGGACGAAGUUAAUGGGAGCUAUAAAGUAGUGAGGAUGUUCUUUGAUACUAAACAAUCUGAGAUUCUUGAUUUGAACGUUGGGGAAUGGCGGAUACUGCCAAGUCCACCUCCUUACUAUGUGGAAGCUAGAAGGAAGUCGGCGUGUGUGAAUGGGUCUAUCUAUUGGUUGCAGUACAUACCUGGUUUCAAGAUACUAGCUUUGGAUCUUCAUACUGAAGAGUUUCGUGAUGUUCCUCCACCACCUGCACCCGCGCAGCCAGGCCAGCUAGUGAACCUUGAAGACCGUCUAGCCAUAGCCAUAGCGAAUGCUCCACCUAAUUAUUGGGAGUUAAAGAUAUGGACCAUGGAUGUAGAAGACGAAACAUGGAGCAAGACAUACACUAUAUAUUUGUUCUCUAGAGGUCUUGACCCUAUAACAUGGAGAUUGUGGUGCAGGCCUGUGGCGGUUUCUAAGAAAGGUAAUCUUUUCUUCCAUGACAGUCAGAACCGGUUGUUCAAAUACUAUCCUCAGGCAGAUACGGUCCGCUGCAUCUCUUCCGAUAUCCGAGUCAUCUCACCUUUCAGUGAAAACUUGUUUCCACUUCGACAUCUGGAUUCUGCUCCUGGAAUAAGGACAUUUGGAUUUCAGCAGCUAAUGCCGGGCUCUUGGAUUUCCAGAAUGUCUAGACGAAUUGAAUUGCAGAUUGCAGACAUUUUGUUUACCACAGCUGUUGCAGCUUCUGUAAUUUUUUUGGCUACUAGGUCUUGAUUAUUGAAAGUCGUAACUUCUUUAUCGAAACAUAAUAUAAUCCUUUUGGUA